Molecule: messenger RNA, 9770 nt
Organism: Alligator sinensis (Chinese alligator)
Lineage: Eukaryota; Metazoa; Chordata; Crocodylia; Alligatoridae
Product: zinc finger protein 383-like
Exons: 4
Coding region: 98-1270 (390 amino acids)
Biological process (GO): regulation of transcription by RNA polymerase II
Molecular function (GO): DNA-binding transcription factor activity; RNA polymerase II cis-regulatory region sequence-specific DNA binding
Source: RefSeq, a predicted model, not a curated record
GCAGCCUCCUGGAAAAGAGCCUGUAAACCUGGAGCUGCAGAGGACUUCCCCAGGGAGACUGGAGGAAAGGGGCUCCUUGACACCUGAGCCAGGCCAAAUGCAGAGGGGGCAGGGCAGGCCUCCAAAGCAGGGGGAGAGCUUGGAGCUUUGGGAGGUGUUUGAGGACGUGGCCGUGUAUUUCACACUGAAGGAGUGGGAGCUGCUGGACGAUGACAACAAGGCGCUUUACCAGGACCAGAUGCUGAAGAAUUACCAAGCCCUCGUUUCCCUGGGAUAUCAAGGUCCCACACCUGACUUAAUCUGCAGCAUCCAGGAAGGACAGGUGGAGCUCUGGGUCUGUGAUGGUGAGGACCAUGGGGAAAUCUCAAGAUCAGAGGACCUCCUGCCAGGAGGUGCCUGGAUGCUGAGCAGAGCUGAGGAGCAACCUCCUGUGGAAGGGCCUGCAGCCCUGGAGACAUCAUGGACUUCCCUAGGGAGUUAUGGCAAGAUGGACUUCCUGAGAUCAGAGAGAGAGCAAUGGCACAGGAGUCAGGGGAGGCCACAAGACCAGAAGGAGAAUGUAGCAAUAAGCCAGGUACCAUCUGCAGUUGAGCAUGAGAGUGGAGAAGGGACAGAGCCUAGAAAGAGCCGGGGGUGCAGGGAAAAAUUUAUGGAGCUGAGAGAGACAGGAGAAAAGCCACAUCAGUGCUCGGUGUGUGGGAAGAGCUUCUCCCGAUCCUAUAACCUGGCCCAGCACCAACUUAUCCACACAGGGGAGAAGCCACAUCAGUGCUUGGUGUGUGGGAAGAGAUUCGCCCGAUCCUCUAACCUGGCCCAACACCAGCUUACCCACACGGGGGAAAAGUCACAUCAGUGCUUGGUGUGUGGGAAGAGCUUCACCCAAUCCUACCUGACCAAACACCAGCUCAUCCACACGGGGGAGAAGCCAUAUCGGUGUCCAGAGUGUGGGAAAAGCUUCAACCGACCCUGUAAACUGGCCCGGCACCGGGUCAUCCACACCGGGGAGAAGCCACAUCAGUGCUUGGAGUGUGGGAAGAGCUUCACCCAGUCCUCCACCCUGGCCCGGCAUCGGCUCAUCCACACAGGGGAGAAGCCGUAUCAGUGCUCAGAGUGUGGGAAGAGCUUCACUCAUUCCUCCAGUCUGACUCAGCACCAGCGUAUCCACACAGGGGAGAAGCCGUAUCAGUGCUCGGAGUGUGGUAGGAAUUUCACCCGAUCCUCCCACUUGACCCAGCACCAGCUCAUCCACACAGAGAAGAAACCACAUUAGUGCUGAGUGUGGGAAGUGCUUCCUCCACUCCUCCAAACUGGCCCAGCACCAGUGCAUCCCUAUGCGGAGUGUCCAUAAUUCUGCCAGCAAUACAGGAAGGAUUUGGGGAUGUAUACCUGCUCAGCGCCCAGCAGUGUCUGCAUCCAGGGGAGCAGUUUCAUGCUGGUACACUUCAGCAACAGCUCACGCUUUGUUCAUUCCUUCGAGGGCACUUCAGAACCCAAAGGACACGGGCUGGCCUCCCAAGCCCGAUGUGGGUGAAUGUUUAAAAGGAAACACUUCACGCGGAAGGCAGCCCCUGUGCUGGGGGAGCCUGUGAGGAGAAGAUCUUUGCAUCAGCCUUGGAGCCUGUGCCAUCCCCAUCAUUCUCUACAAGCAGUCAGUGCUCCCAGCAGGUGAAGAAUUGCCUUCACAAUAGGUGCCUUCCCCAAGAUAGCUGGCUGCAAACGUCACCCAGGGACUGUCUUUGGCUGACUCCCAGCUUUGACUUCCCUCCUGGCCCCAGGGUUCUUGUAUUUGAAGCUCUAGAGUUGCAGGAAGGAGGAAAUUUAUUGCUAGGGAACCAUUUUCUGCCUUCCACCCUGACCUUACCUUUCCUCCCCCCGUGUCACCCCUCUCCCAGGUCUGCACAUGCCCAUCAGAGUCUGCAAGAAACUGCUGCUGCCACCCCAUGAGCCCAAUUUUGGCAGGUUUUGCUUUUCAGCCCAUCAGAACUCUGCACCACCAGGUGCAAGCUUCCCCCCUGCCCUCCUUCCUUUCAUGCCUUUCUCUGCAACAGAGUCCUUGGUAAUCAAGCCCCACAACUUAACGUGAUAUCCCUGUGCGUUGGUCACUAUGUCCUCUCCAGAGCUCCAGACAUGGGAACAGACCAGGGCCCAGAACCCUUUUCAUCAAAGAUCUCUGUGGUUUCUCAGCCCCUUCCCUUUCCCAAGGAUUCACUACAGUCCAGGGGUAUUUGCUAAGCCUCAUGAGCAGGAGUUGGUCACAUUUGAGGCAUCAGGCCCAUGUCCUGUUGUGCAGCCAAGAACCCUGUGGUUUUGAAUGAACAUCUGGCCGGGGGGAGUAGAGUAGGGUCUUUUCUGGGUUAAAUGUGAUAGUAGGGGUAAAGGAGGUGCAGCCUGUGAUGAGUCCUGCCUCUUCUGUGGAAGGGUGGGGAAAGAAGGAAGGCACCCAUCGUGUGGGUGAAAUGCAGCACGUUGUAAUCUCCCAUUGGGAAUACUGAGGCUCCCUGCUAGUGUCAAAGCCAUUUGGCUCCAUGAGUGUCCUGUAAGGGCUACUCCAUGUGGUUAAUAAUAACCCAUGUUGGAACACACUCAUUCAUCUCUAUAAUUGUCCUUUCUGCUGAUACCCCCCAGCUUAUAAAACUUGUCCCCUCCCUGUUUCCCUAUAUUACAGUGUUUAAGAAAAUAACCUUUUGACUUAGGAAUGAAGCUCAGUGGUUUGGGAGAAGGGCUGGUUUGCCUUGUUGGAGGUGGCCACAGAUAGAAGGGAGGGAAUGGGAGUUUGUUCAACACAUUGUCAGUGUGUCUGUUACUUGUUGAAUUUCUAACGGGCGGUAAAGGUCGGGGGCAGAGCAUGUAAGUGAGGGAGCGCGUGUCAAAAGAACUGAAAUCCUGACCAACCCUUUUCAAGAGGGGAGCAUGGUUGCUGAUCAGUUAAGGUUCCCUGAUGUUUCUUCGCAAGACCUGAAGCAUUGGAUCGGGCGCCUCCGAGCUGGGGCAGCUCUUAGCCUCCCUGCCUUGGAGGAAAAAACCGGGCCCCCCACAGGUCAGGGGAUGCUCGGCCUGCCUGCAGCUCACCCCCUGGCUGAGGGAGAGAUGGGCAGGCUCCAUGGUGGGGAAAAAAAAAGGAUCAGGCCCCUUGCCCCUUCUGCCUUCAGGCCACUUCUCCUGCAGCUGAGGCAUCAGCUGUCAGAUGAAAGGCUGCAAUUUUUUCAAGUAGCUAUGUUGCAAACUAAACUAUAUGCGGAUGUGGUUUAGUUUGCAACAUAACAAAACUCAUAUAAAACACAAAAAACCCUGUAUGUGUUAAGUGUGGCACAAUUAAACAACAAAAAUGGGCAAUAUUUGUCAUAUGUACAAGUACCCUCCAUGAUAAGGGUUACCAUACAUCCGGGUUUUCCCAGACAUGUCCUUUUUUUUUUUUUUAGUCCUAUGACCUCCAUCUGGGCAGUUUUUUUAAAUACAAACGUCCAGGAUUUCCUCUGAUAGUCCUUUUUCAACAUGGAUGUUGGUAGGUGGAACUACAUCUCCUGGCUUGCCCAGCACCGAGCAUGUUUGGGAUCUGAGUUUUCUGUUUCCUGCUUUAAAAUGCAGGGCUACUUGGAGCAAAUGGAAGCAGGGAGCACCAUGUGCAUCUGUGUGCGCACAUGCACGUGUUCAGCAUAUAGCCAGGCAGGGUAGUGGGAGCAGCCCUGGCAGCAGGAUACAGGUAAGCUUUUAGGGAGUGGGGGUUGGACUCUCCAGGGCUUGGGGACGGUCUGGGUCACCAGACUGAGAAGCAGGCAGCAGGGGCCCUAGUGGACUUAGGUGCCUCUUUUGCUCGUAUUCAACCCUGGUCAGGGCCCUGAUGACAAAUGCUUAUGCAGGGUUACCAUAUUUCCAGUUCCAAAAAAGAGUAUGACUUAGUCUGGGGUCAUGGAGGGGAAGGGGGAAAUUUCCCCCAAAUCCCAAAUUCUGUGAUUAAAAAACCCCAAAUUCACAUUUUUCCAUGAUUAAAAUGAAAUGCCUCUCUAUAUGUGAAUCAGUUUAACACAAUGUUUUAUUGAUAUAUCUACAAUUUUAAACAACUUCAAAUCCUACCAGUCCCUCAAUCAUAAUAAAAUACAUUCUAAAUACCUAUAUAUUUUGGCCUUUUUUUUAAAACAGAAAAUCAGAGCCCUGCUGGAGGGGGCCACCGCCCGCCCCCACUGUGGCUUCUGAGAGUGGUGGUGGAGCGAGUCCGACCCCAGCACAAGUGACUGAGAAUGUGGUAAAGUCCAGCUGGGACCCUUCUGGUCAAUUAGGUCUCCACUUAAACCCAUGGCCACAGCCAUAUUAGGCUCUAGUUCCUAUUGGAUAAUGGCGUUCCCACCAGAUGGGAUAAAACCAGUAGAACUUCCCUUUUUAUUUCUCUCCCCUUGGUUCAGAUUCCAGUCGCCCAAAGGGCUGCUGAGCAAGGUGAAGUUGGAGGUGGUGAUUUAGAGCCCAGCUGCAGUUUCCACACCUGGCAGUCUGUGUCAGGUUUCUAGCUAACUAUUGCUAGUCCUCCCCCCACCCUACUAAGUAAAAAUCUCCAGUUUUACUGACCUGUGGAAGCCCAGAUAUUCUUUGAAUAUUUGAAAUGGUCAUUCAUGGUAGAAAUGGAUACAUCCAGCACCGUAAUAGGUGUGGUGUUCUUUUAAUGGCAGGGCCCAAAGCAAAUCCUGCAUCCCUGAAUCAUCUUUUCCUGCAAACUUACCACAGCAGAAGAAAAAUCUUGAGAUCUUGACCUGUGAACUCACGGGCAUCAGAGUGGCUUUCAGGAAGUGGUGGCAAUACUUUGAAGAGCCAUGGCACAAAGUACAGGUUCUUGUGGAUGACAAAAACCUAUUUGCCAACCUGCACCCCAGAAACUGGCACAAGAAGCAAGGGGGAGUUCCGACUUGUAUAUGAAAUCAUAGGGGUUAGGGUCGCAAGUCAAUAGGCCAAAGGGAGGGAACAGGCAAAAGAUAAAGAAACAGCAACAUUGUGGUACCAUACCCCCAGCACCUUAAUUCCCUUCCACCCCCAACACCUCCAGAAGUGUUCCCCAAACAAGCUUUUAAUCCCAAGAAUGAUCCUACACCUGCAGCUGCCCCCAAGUCUGAGUGCAGCUCCUUCAGUUCACAGUCCUGGCUGACCGAGCCAGUGAGAUCUCCAGGACUUCUCACCUAGCUUUCAAAUUAGGCUUUAGAAAGAGUGCUUCCUUGGGUCCAUCUGUUCAACAAGACCUGUAGUUCAAGACUGAAAAGCAAAGAUUUGAAGGUGAGCUCAGAGUUUUAUAUUGUAUUGCCUGGCUCAAUUUGAUGAUGGAGAACUGGCCUCUGGCUCUAGGCCAGGGCCAGGGCCAGGGCCAGGGCCAGGUGUUUUCAGGGUCAUACCCGUAGCCGCUCCUUGUAGGUGAUGUAGAAAAAGUUCUCUUGGCCUCACAGGCCCAACCAGCCAGAAACAUGGUUGAACCAGGCACUGAAGACCCCUGCACGAGGAGAGUGCAGUUGCAGUGAACACAUAGGGCAAGGAGCUGCCACGCCACAUCUAACAAAAGCCCAAGAGAAAAGCCACGACGCCUGGGUUCUCCCAGAUCUGGUUAGAGCCCCUAGGCACCCACAUGCCUAGUGCAGUUGGGAGCACUAUGGCACUGAGGUGUCCAGCUGGCACAGGUCUCCCUGCCUCAGGGCCCCUGGGCACUGCUCAUCAUUGCUGCUCAGGAAGUCCUGCAGGACCACGUCCAGGGACUUGGCGUCCUUGUACUGGCGCAGGAGCUUGGUGAUGUGAUACAAAGAGACUGCAGGACUGCACAGGGUGUAGAUGACCUGGGGGAAAGGGCAAAGGUCAGAGCUCCCCACCAUCCUCCCUGGUCCAGCCUCACUGCCCCAGGGCCCCAUGAUCCAGGCUCCUGAACUAGAACCAACUAGGAAAUGGGAUCUCCAUAGAGCUCCCCAGGCCAGGCCUGGCCUGAUGAGGCAGCAUCUGCAUAGACAGGAGAAGGAUGGCCUAGGUCAGGCCAGGCCAGGCUUAGUCCCUGCAACCCUGAGGCUGCAGAGGCCCUGAGGGCCAUCCAGGCUGACCCUACAGGAUCUGCUGGUCCUCACCUCUUCUGGCAGAUGUAGUUAAGAGGCCAAUUGGCAGCCUGGGAGGCAUCUGAAACACCUUAUUGGAGGCCAAGGGGAAGUACAAACUUCAAAUGCAUGGUGCAUAAACCUAGCUUGGUAGAAUGGACAAAUCCAGGGGGCUGGCAAGGGUUAAAAGGCAUCAUUCAGAAAAUGGCUGCAGGAAGAGAGCAGGACUUUGGUUACCUUGGAGCAUCUCCCAAGAGAUGCUGAAGUCGAUGAGAAGAAGAGUUUUAGGUGCACCUGAAUCAGAAAGCCAGGCAGACAGCUAGAGUGGCCAGGAGAUGACCGAGGUGCUAUCAGGGAGGAGAGCGGAGAAGUGAAGUGGAUUCUUUCCAUUGGCAUUGAUGAUGCUGGGGAGAUUCUUGCAUUGGAUCCAUUCUAAAUGCAGAGUUGACCAAAUCCAAGUGACAAAUUGGACAGGUUGCGAGGCAUGGGACACAUGUAAGAGCAGGUCGAAGCAUGUACUAAGGCCCCAGUGAUCAGGAGGGCAAGAAAAUGGGUAGCCUUCCACCUUAGUAACAACUUUCAUUUUUUUUCUAUCAAGGCAUGGCAGGCGAGCAAGGCGAGAGGUUACCCCAGAGACAGACAGGUGGCCGGCACAGACCUCACAAAGAGGCCACCCUGUUACAGUAUGGACUGUGAGUUUUUUGUCUUUCUCUAGGGGGGGAAGGGCAUGGCCAUUUGCACUGGAGCUCUUCAGUAUAUACUGACAUUUUAGAGAAGAAGGACAUCGGUUGCCAUGUUUUCCAUUUUACCUGUGGCAGAUUAGGGUGUCAGGUCUAUGUUGUAUCAGGGUUAAGGGCAGUUUUAUGUACAGUUGAGAUUAUGAUUGCAUGGGAUGGUUUGAAAAGGGAUGAUCCUGCCUCAGGCAGGGGGCUGGACUAGAUGACCUCUGGAAGUCGCUUCCAGCCCUAGUUCUUUAUGACACACCUCUGAGAGCACUGUGGUCUUGUUGGAAAAUGAGGUAGCCCCAGAAGUACUGCUGUAGUACCUGGUAGCAGUGUCUCUGUCCUCUCUCCAUGUUAGUUAGAUGUUUUCAGUGUUGAAGUCUCCGUGACUGUGGUUUUAUCAAAAAGUCAUAGCCAUAAGAUCCCAACACCAAUCUUGUCUUAAAGAAUUGGCAAAGGUUUGGGCAGGUUUACUGUCUACAAGCCAGGGCCCAAACACAGCUGGGAUCUGACAGACAAGAUGUUGUUGCAUAUGUGCCCAUGACAAGUAUCAGUACAACACCAUGUAGGAUACCUGAGGGUAAUACAAUGGUCCCAUGCUUUCUAAUUCUCCUUUUAUACAGUGAUCUAAAUAAGUUACAUAUUACAUUCCACAAAUAUCUGGAAUAUUUUGAGCCAUCCUGCACUAUGGACUUGUUCCGCAUCUUAAUCUGGGUGUUAUGUUCCAACCUAGUACUGGACUUUUCUCUUUGUACCACCAUCUGCCCCUAGCCCCGAUAUCCUUACAAGAGUGUUCAUCUCCCAACAUACCAAGUUCUGCUUAUAUAUAAAGAGCUCAUCCACGUACCCCCGCCAGAUGUGUGUGUGGGAUGGGGCAGAUGCUGGCUGUGGGUCCCCCACCCUGCUGCCCUGCAUAAGGACCCUGAAACACCAGGGUGAUGCGCCCCUGCCUGUCCAGGAGCAGCAGGGGUAAGGCAGCAUGGAGUUGUGUCCCCUGCUGCUGCCAGAUGGGCAGGGGGCACAUGGCUGGCACGGGGCUUCCAGGGAAAGGGAAGCAGGGUGGGGAGCCCUGAGCAUACAGCAGGGAGCCCACAUCUGUCCAUGCCCAAAUCUGGGAGGUACAUGUAUGAAUACAAGUCUGGGAAGGUAUGUGGAGGGGAGUGGGCAGGUGUCCCACAUUUACAUUUAAAAAGGAUGGUGACACUAGGAUAGACAUACACAUGGGAUGUAGUGCACCAUCUUAGUAAAUAUGUCACCAUCCAGAACAUAGAGAACCCACUCAAUCAGAGAAGAACCAUGCUUGAUCUUAGCCUACAAGAGGCCGAGAAGGAAUGGAAAGGGGCUGGUAGAGACCACAGGUGUCUUCACUGGCCACCAAAGUAACGGGUGAUUAGUUGACAGGUUUCCUCCAUUCCAGGAUGGCCGGUUAACAAUGAAUCAUGGUAUAAACACAGUACCAUGGGUUUGGCUAGACAUAAGGGCAUAUAAAUCUUACCCUGAGUGAAGAGAACCCCACCUUGGACUUGACACAGUGGUCACAUGAAGGCAGCCUGCUCUUCAGCAUGGACUUCUUCCAGGUGGUGGCACAGACAGCAGAGCCAUUGGCAAGGUGGUGUGAAAAUGUUUUGUGGCUUCAAAAUGGGGCUAGGUUCCUAUGGUCCCGGUGCCAGGUAAGUGUCAUACUCCACUGUCUGGGAAAGAGCAUCCGCCUUCCCAUUUCUACAUGCUCUGAAAGUUCAAGUGGGACAAGAAAAACGGUGACCCCAGCAAAGCUGCCUCUGGUUGAGGGUUUUGGCCACAUGCAAAUAUUUUAGUAUACGGUGAAUAUAAUGUGUCUAACAGGAGGAACCAAGGACAGUCUGCAUAGCUGUGCUCACUGGGAGUUUGGACGGCUACUCCCAGAAACCCCUGGGGCUGGGCAGAAGGGAAAAUGGAAGAGGAAGCUGGAGGCUGGACUAACAGGGGAAGGGAGCAGCGCGCCGUGGAGCCUGCCCAGCCCUACACAGAGGAGCACAUAGUGGACCUGGAGAUCUCACUGGCUCGGUCUGCCAGGACAGUGGACUGAAGGAACUGGAUGCAGACAUGGGGGCAGCUGCAGAUGUCUGAUCGCUCCUGGGACUAAAACCUUGUUUGGGUAAUAUUUCUGGUGCUGUCAAGCAUGGCAGGGAAUUAAGGUGCUGAUUGUCUGUAACCACAAUGUUGCUCUUUCUUUUACUUAUUCUCUGCCUUCAACCAUUGACUUGUGAACCUAACCCCUAUGAUUUUCUAUAUACAAGUGAGAACUCCCCCUUGCUGCUUGUGCCAGUUUCUGGAGAUACAGGUUGGCAACUAGGUUGUGAACCUGUACUUUGUGCCAUGGCUCUUCAAAGUAUCACCACCACUUCCCAAAAGCCACUCAGAUUUGCUCAUGAGUCCAUAGCUCAGGAUCUCAAUAUUUCUUUUCUCCUGAGAUGAGUUUGCAGGAAAAGAAAAUGCAGGGAUGCAGGAUUUGGCUUGGGCCCUGCCAUUGUGAGAGCACCACACCCGUUACAGGGCCUGUAGUAUCCUGGGUGGCACAGGACCCAAAGACCUGAGUCCAGGUGGUGGCAGCGCUACCCCAGGCUUGCCGGUGUGGUUCAAAAAGGGGGUCGGCCUGACAUAGGAGCCCCAGGGCAGGCACUUGAAGCUUGGUUUUUGGCCAGGCACAGAGGCAGGCAGCUCGGUGCAGGAGCGCACCCUACUGACCUGCCACAAUCACACCUAUUACAGUGCUGGAUCCAUCUAUUUCUAGACAAAUUACAAGGUGGAGUCUGGACGAGCUAGCAAAGGGGCAGGGGUGAAGGCCCAUUUCAGAUAUUCAAAGGCUCACUAGGCUGCCAUAGACCAGCAGAACUGGAGGUUUUUACUUAGCAGGGUGGGGAGCGGUCUAGCAAUAGACAGCAGUAAACCUGGCACAGGCUGCCACGUGGGAAGUGCAGGUGGCCUCUAAAUCACCACCUCUAACUUCACCUUGCUCAGCAGC